UACCAUACUACCAUAGAAAAGUGAUAAAACUAUAAAAGAAACGCAGUGUCGAAAACGGAAAAAGUAUAGUUUUAAUAUUAUUUGUUUAACAACAAAACACCUAGUCUUGACUACCGAAUACUUACAACGGUUUAAUUUUAACAAAACAGGUCCAUUGAAUAUGUCUGAAUACGAAUCAUUUGGUGGAGGACGAUUGAAAUUGAAAAAUGAUUCUGGAAUAAAAAAAAAAAAGAAAAAGUGUAAAAAUAAAGAGAAAAUCACAGAAAAAAUGAAUAAAGGAUUAGAACAGGAAAAAGUAACUAAGGAGUACCAUGUACCUUCUACUAAGGCUGAAUUGGCCUUUAUGAAACAACAGGAAAAAUUGCAAAAAGAAAAAAUUCUGAAAAUUGCAUCUACUACUCACAAACAAAGAGUCGAGGAAUUCAAUCGCCAUUUGGACAACUUAACAGAGCAUUUUGAUAUACCUAAAGUUAGUUGGACAAAAUAGAGAUAUUCUUAUAAAAUUAUUUUUGUACAUAAUAAAAAAUUUAAGUUCUGUCAUUUAAAAUAAUUAUGGUAUAUUAUACUAUAAUAUACAAAAUACAAUAUGUAUUAGCAUUUAGUACAUACAACUUUUUACACUAAAAUAAUUUUUAAUACAA
Molecule: messenger RNA, 641 nt
Organism: Metopolophium dirhodum (rose-grain aphid)
Lineage: Eukaryota; Metazoa; Arthropoda; Insecta; Hemiptera; Aphididae
Product: protein FAM32A-like
Exons: 3
Coding region: 161-487 (108 amino acids)
Cellular component (GO): nucleolus
Source: RefSeq, a predicted model, not a curated record